This is a messenger RNA of Chenopodium quinoa (quinoa), 1839 nucleotides long. RefSeq names its product putative F-box protein PP2-B12. The transcript has 3 exons. The record is from RefSeq and is a predicted model, not a curated record. NCBI's taxonomy places the organism in Eukaryota, Viridiplantae, Streptophyta, Magnoliopsida, Caryophyllales, Amaranthaceae. Gene Ontology annotation, molecular function: protein binding. Bases 745 to 1668 code for a protein of 307 amino acids.
AUUGAAAAGGAUUGGAAAAAGCAUACCAAAUCAAGCUAUAAAAAUUUCUAACCAAUAAUCCGUAAAUCUUAUUCAGUUCUAGUACGGAGUACAUUUUAAAUAAGCCCAUAAGAAUAAAGGGUGUUGGGCUUUAGCACUAUUUUUUUCACGGGCUGGUGGUACUGGAGCACAUAGUUUUGUUUUUUUUUUUUUUUUUUUUUUUUUUUUUUUUUUUUUGAGAAAAUAGCACAUUCUCCGUAGUUAUUUUGAAUUGGUAAUAAUAUUCCUACUUUUUUCGUCCUUAAAUAAAAAGUCUUUUUUUCCCUAAAGAAAAUCUUUUUAGUUACGAUAUGAGUACAUGGGACACCUUAUGCGCAACCCUCUCCGAUCCAACUUUAUUGAAUUCGACUCAUUUAUCCGAAUUAACACCUUUAUGGAAAACCUUUCCGACUCGACCUUACAUAUUUCGAUCCAGUUAUCUAAAUUGACACCUUUAUGGCUUUAUGCACAACUCUUCCCACACAUCAUUUCAGUGUUGUGCUUGUUUCACUACAUAUUUUCUAUUCAUUAACUCAUUUUAAGUAAAUAUCAAAUGAACAAAAAAAUAAAUUAUCCUUGGAUGCACUUACCUCUAUAUACACCCGAGUGUAUUUAAAAGGUGUUGUCUCUCAUAUCGUGUUUAGCUUAAUAAUGAGCUCUUACCAAUUCUAACCAACUAUUGUAUUUUUAUUAAAUUUUUUUUUAACAAAAAACCCAAAAAAGCUGAUGAAAGCAAGCAUACUAUCAAAGACAAAAUCUCUCGAACUGAGUAACUUCCCAAAAAUAGACGACAUGUCUUGUAACAACUUAUUAGAUUUACCUGUGGGAUGUCUUUCGCACAUAUUGUCGUUGACUUCGCCGAGGGAUGUCGUCCGAUCAUCAGCCGUUUCGACGGACUUUUUAUCGGCGUCGAAAUCGGAUGCCAUUUGGAACAACUUUCUGCCGUCCGAUUGUGAUUACUUCUUAUCUCAAUCGUCAAUUCCAAUUGAUCAACAACAAUUUGCUUCUAAAAAAGAUCUUUUUUUCUCUCUUUGUCAAUUUCCUAUACUCUUCGACAAUAAAACUCAGAGUUUUGCCUUGGACAAAAGUAGUGGCAAAAAAUGUUACAUGCUUGGUGCAAGAAUGCUGAUGAUCGCGUGGGGAGAAACCCCUGCAUACUGGAGUUGGAGAUUCAUCCCUGAAUCGAGGUUUCCUGAGACUGCUCAGCUGAAUUCUGUAUGUUGGUUUGAUAUUAAAGGGCGAUUACCAAUCAAAUUCCUCUCCGCAGAUACAACUUAUGGCGCGUAUUUUGUGUUCCAGAAGGUUGUGCAUUCUUUCGCCGGGUUUUAUGGACCAGUUAAGGCAUCUGUACUAGAGUCUGAUCAAGAAGGGCUGUCCAAAAGUUAUGAAGAUCAUAGGUUAGUUGCUAAUCACUAUUUUAUUGGGGAUCAAGACUUUGAUGAACCUACAUGUUGGUUGGAUGCCGAUGAAUUGCCAGUGGAAAGAGGUGACGGAUGGAUGGAGAUAGAGAUGGGCAGGUAUCAUGUUGGUUCCGGUGUUGAGGCUUUCGACGAAAGGGUGGUGUUGGAGAUGGCACUGAUGGAGGUUGAAGACCUUAGUUGGAAGAGUGGUCUUCUUGUUCAAGGCAUUGAACUUCGUCCUUUGGAUUGAUUAUUAAAGAAAAGGAUUGUUUUUCAUUGUGAUGCAAUAUAUUCAUCAACAUUAAAUGUGCAAUUUCUACGUUUUUUACUUAAAUUAAUGGAUGUGAAUAUGUGAUGAUUCAUGGUCAUCUUGGGUUUGUACAGUUUGGAUUGGAAUAAGUAUUGUCUUUGGUUUUUUGAA